Molecule: messenger RNA, 3198 nt
Organism: Astyanax mexicanus (Mexican tetra)
Lineage: Eukaryota; Metazoa; Chordata; Actinopteri; Characiformes; Acestrorhamphidae
Gene: aoc1
Product: amine oxidase copper containing 1
Exons: 6
Coding region: 362-2590 (742 amino acids)
Biological process (GO): response to antibiotic; amine metabolic process
Cellular component (GO): plasma membrane
Molecular function (GO): primary methylamine oxidase activity; diamine oxidase activity; copper ion binding
Source: RefSeq, a predicted model, not a curated record
CACUUCAAGCUGCAGGCGGGGGGUGAUUAUACUCUCCAGCUUCUCCUGCACAGUGUGUUCACACCAGUGGCUAUCAUUCAAAAGAAGAAGUUAGCUUCAACUUUUGGAGAAAUCUACACAUAGGAAGGUAAACUUUAUGACCUGUCACCAGCCAAUCCGUUGCCAGUCUUGAAGUGGGUGGCUGAUAAAAGCUGCACAGCAGACGAGAAAAGUUCAUUUUAUAUACAGCUUUCCUACUGAUAGGACAAAAGCUACAUCUGCUCAGACUGGACUGAGUAAACAGAUUUCAGCUGCAGCACGGACACACUCGAGGAACAGAGCAGCCCUCAAGAGUUGGGAACGAGCAUAAUAGGGGUUAGCCAUGUGGGUGCCUUUAUUGCUACUCCUGGCUUCUCUGGCCAACCAGGCCUCUACAUCUAGAGAGCGAGAUUGGGCUCAUCAUGGAUCGUCCAUGUUUGCUGAUCUCACCCCUCGUGAGAUGCAUGCCGUGAGAGACUACCUCCACUCCCGCAGCGAGAUGGGCCUUAUUUCGGCUAAAGACAAGUCCCUCAAGAAGAAUAGCAUCCUCCUCAUAGAGCUGCAUGUUCCUAGAAAGCAUGAGGCCCUCCGGGCCCUGGACAGAGGCCAGGCCAGACCACCUCGCCAAGCUCGUGUUGUGGUGCAGUUUGGCAACCAGGAACAUCCUAAUAUAACCGAGUACAUUGUUGGCCCCCUGCCCUUACCAGAUAGCCAUCAGAUCAGGACCUUUAAAGGUGACCGGCCAAUCCGCUUCGAGUCGCGUCCAAUCAGUUCUGUAGAAUACGGGCACGUGAAUGCCAUCUUGGAGAAGAUUUCAGCUAAAGUGGACAAAAUUCUGCACGAGAGCACAGGAUUCACCUUUUCAAACUGCACCGAUCGGUGCCUGACCUAUUCAGACAUUGCUCCUCGCGGGCUGGAGCCGGGAGAAAGACGCACAUGGAUCAUGCUGCAGAAGUUUGUGGAGGGGUACUUCAUACAUCCUGUGGGGUUUGAAGUUCUUAUCAACCACAAAGACCUGGAUCCAGAGAAGUGGACUGUGGAGAAAGUGUGGUAUAAUGGACAGUAUUUUGAUAGUCUGGACGAGUUCGUGAAAAAGUAUGAGCAGGGAACGAUCUCUAAGCACAAGCUGCCUGAACAUGAUGAGAAAGAUCUCUUCUCCACCUAUAUUCCUCGUGGCCGAAGCAACAUGCACACAAACAUCCAUGGUCCAAAGCUGGUGGAGCCUCAAGGUCACAGAUACAGGAUCGAUAGAAAUUUUGUGGAGUAUGCUGGAUGGUCCUUUGCCUACCGUGUUCGCUCGUCUGCUGGCCUCCAGAUCUUUGACCUUCGUUUCAAUGGUGAGAGGGUGGCUUAUGAGAUCGGCUUACAAGAGGCCAUUGCUUUCUACUCUGGAGACACCCCAGCUGCAAUGCAAACAAAAUACAUAGAUGCGGGCUGGGCCAUGGGGACCUCCGAUUAUGAGCUUGCUCCAGGUAUUGACUGUCCUGAAAUUGCCACUUUUGUGGACAUGUAUCAUUUCUAUGACACUGAUAAGCCGGUGCGGUAUAAGAAUGCGUUAUGCAUCUUUGAGAUGACUAUGGGCUUACCUCUGAGACGGCACUUCAACAGCAACUUCCAAGGGGGCUACAACUUCUAUGGGGGACUUGAAAACCAUGUUCUAGUGAUCAGAACCACCUCCACUGUCUACAACUAUGACUACAUCUGGGACUUUGUCUUUUACCAGAAUGGAGUAAUGGAGUCUCGAGUUAGUGCCACCGGGUACAUUCAUGCCACGUUCUUCACAGAAAAUGGCUUAAACUAUGGAACCAGAGUUUACAACUAUGUAUUAGGAAACUUGCACACACAUCUUAUUCACUACAAAGUGGACCUUGACAUUGCAGGACGAGAGAACAGCUUUGAGUCACUAGAACUCAAAUAUGUCAACUUCACCAAUCCCUGGAGUCCCAGACACACCAUCAAGCAAUCCACCCUCCACAGGACGCAGUACGAAACGGAGCGCAGCGCAGCAUUUCGCUUCGGAAAGAAGUUCCCUCGCUAUUUACACUUCUACAACGACAAUCAGAAGAACAAGUGGGGACACAAGAAGGGUUACCGGAUCCAGUUUAAUUCACAUGCCCACAGUGUGCUACCCCGGGGCUGGAGCGAGGAGAACGGUAUUACGUGGGCAAGGUACCCAUUGGCUGUAACCAGACACAAGGACAGUGAGGCCACAAGCAGUAGCAUCUACACCCAGAAUGACCCAUGGGAGCCUGUGGUGUCAUUUGAGGAUUACAUUCGCAACAACGAAAACAUUGUAAACCAGGAUUUGGUUGCAUGGGUUACAGUGGGUUUCUUACACAUUCCUCACUCUGAAGACAUUCCCAACACAGCAACUCCCGGAAACGCCGUCGGCUUCUUCCUGCGACCCUUCAACUUUUUCGACGAAGACCCCUCGCUAUCGUCCCGCAGCACGGUCAUCGUGCGUCCCGACAAGGAAGGCAAACCAAAAGUUCAGAGAUGGACUUCAGAGGUCGUGGGUCACUGUGUCUCAGACAAACCUUUCUUCUACAACGGUACAUACGCUGGUGUUUAAAUCAGAGUUAGAGGUGAAGUGGUGGUAAAUUUUAUUUUUGCUAUAUUAGAUGUCAGCCUAAAUAUAUGAAAUAUAAAGACAAUUAAGAGACAGUACUAUUUACAAGGUGUGGAUAUUCUAUCAUCCCAUAGGCUUAUAGGUACAUAUUCAUAUACAUACUCCAUUCCUUGUCAGUGUAUGUCAAAAACUGCUGUUUUGUGACCAUGUGUUGUUGAGAAUAUAAGAUUAGAAAUUGCCCAAAAUGGGAAUGUUCUAGGGCUGCACGAUAUAUAGUUUCAGCAUCGAUAUUGCAAUGUACACAUGCACAGUAGACAUACCACAGGACGUACAAUGUAAAAUGAACAUUUUUAAAUGCUUUUUUGCUGCUUUAUAUAAAGAAAACGGCACUGUUCUCAUUUUACAUUACAGUAUUGCAUUAUUAAUAUGAUGUGAAAUUUGUGGAAAAUUCUUGUCAUUUUUAAUAACACAAUCUAUAUUGCAGAACAACAAGAUAUCAUGAUGUAAAUGUUUUCCAAUAUUGUGCAGCCCUAGAAUGUUCUGCUUUUAAUGUUUUUGUUUUGAUGUUUUUAAGUUUUAGGUAUCAAAGUAAUAAAAUUGCUUUAACCAUC